AUGCGUGGCGCCUACUGUCACGGUGACCCGCACUGCCAAACGUUCGAUGGUCUUUACUACGACUGCCAUGGGGACGGUGACUUCGUGCUGCUCGAAUCGGCAGACGCGGGAGCCGUGGUGCACGCGCGGUUUGAGCCGCUCGUCAGCCCCGAUGCCUCUUUCACCACCGGCGUGGCCGCCACCGAGGACGGAUCCUCGGUCAUCGAGGUCACCGUAAGCGGCGGCGAGCGCACCAUCCUAAUCGACGGAGAGGCGUAUGCGUACGGCGAAGGAGACGACUUGCCCGCAACCAUGACGGGGGUAGCCCUCACGGUCACCGACCAAAACGUGGACAUGUGGUUUCCCUCGGGGUUGCAAGUGAAUGCCAGGCGCUGGUUCACGGACCCGAACUACAUCGGGGGCGUCUACGUGUACGCGCCACUCGAUAUGUCCACGGUCGGCGUUCUCGGCACCAAUAACGGCAACAGAGUCGACGAUUGGACGGACUCCACAGGCGAAACGAUCGAACAGGGAUCGGCGUCUAUCGCCGAAGGAUACAACUACUGCACAUCCAACUGGGAAGCGGAAGAGAGCCUGCUUACAACUCCCUCGCGCCGCCUCCGUUCGCGCCACUUGCAAACCAGCGACUAUACCGCGCUGGUGAUCCCAGAUGCCAUCCCCACCGAUGUGGAAGAGCUGUGUGGCGAUAACACCGAGUGCAUCUUCGAUGCGAUCGUCGCCGGCCUGGACGUGGGAGCUGCCACCCUUGAAGCCGCCGAGGAGUUCCACACGGAAGUUCAAGCGGCUGGGGGUGACGUGUGCGAAGAAAACACCUUCAGCAGCGACGGGUUGUCUCCGUGCACCGACUGCCCCGAGGGGGAAACCUCCGGCAGGGGCGCCGUCGUCUGUGAAGGCUCUCUUGCAGUUGGGUGCUACGGGGACGACCGAGAAGACCGUAUCAUGGACGAUCUAGCUCUUUCCGACUACUCCAUGACAACCGAGGUGCUUCUGACAUCAGCUGUGCGGGCUUACAUGCCUUGGAAGCACCUACUUCGCCACCCAGUACGGGCAAGAGGAGACGCUGACCAAACGUGCGGCGGAUUCGACGCCGCCAACGUCUACCAAUACACGGAUGGGAACGCUCCGACAUCAUCGUUCGUGGGAUGCUACCAAGACGAAUCGGACGCCCGCAUCAUGGAACUCGCGCUGACGGACAGUUCUUCCAUGACCAUGGAGAUAUGCGAGGCGGAGUGCACCGGAAACACGUACUUCGGGUUGCAGUACGGGAGGGAGUGCUUCUGCGGCGGCAGUUCAACCGACCUCUUGGAGCACGGAGAGUCAAGUGCCUGCAACUACGAGUGCCCUGGUGACUCUGAUCAAGUGUGCGGAGGAUUCUACGCCAUGAGCGUGUACUCCUACUCGUAGUGUCAAGGAAUCGCGAUGUCUCCUGGCUUGGUAUCAGAAUUGGUGUUGGUGCAGUGUACUCCAAGCUACCGCAAUAAGAAGACUUUAGAUAACCUCCCCCCGACAUGGUAGGGGACAUGUUCGAAAAUGCGGAAGGCACAAUACGAUCUAUUUCCACGGUACAAAACGUUGCCAUCGGCAUUGAUGGUGCACCCCAUCCAAUGUGUCUGUAUAUGCUAUUCGUUGGCGUGUCCGGAUCGAGGACGGCACGUUGCCUCUGUGUAAUUGUGGUACGUUGGCCCGCCUGUUGGAAUUGGGACUAGUUGUUUGGAGGCAAGUUGUUUUUGUUCGCACGAUGGUAACGGUGGAGGAGCGCAAGACGCGGGGAAUACCAAUGCUUGUAAGUUCAAUCGUGCGUAGGGAGUGGGAACUUGUUCCAAUGGUGGUUUACGUUGUAGAUGAUAUCCAACUAGACAUAUACUGGUGUGAAUUUAGACGCAUGCUGGUGUGUAUUUAGGCAGAACAGUGUACCGGAGAUCCAGCGUCUCCACAACAGAAAGAGAGGCACCCAUGUCGGAUCAGCUCCGAUUGAGAAAGGGACGGGGAUGUCGAAAACGCAAUGUGUGUUUCACAUUGAUGUAUUGCCUUUGUUUCCCCGUAUGGUAGAGAUUUCAUACAGUUAUUGCCCGCGUUUAAGAAGAGUCAACUUGGGGUCGAGGUUCAGUUUCAUAUUUCGUCUCCACCGUCGAGGUCAGUGUAAGGAUCCGUGGCUGAGGUGUGUUUCUUAGUCGAUGUUUCAUAUUG
Messenger RNA from Ectocarpus siliculosus, 2187 nucleotides. NCBI's taxonomy places the organism in Eukaryota, Phaeophyceae, Ectocarpales, Ectocarpaceae. The record is from the annotation of a GenBank genome assembly.